Messenger RNA from Prunus avium (sweet cherry), 1993 nucleotides. Its product is annotated as putative inactive purple acid phosphatase 27. The record is from RefSeq and is a predicted model, not a curated record. Gene Ontology annotation, molecular function: acid phosphatase activity; metal ion binding. NCBI's taxonomy places the organism in Eukaryota, Viridiplantae, Streptophyta, Magnoliopsida, Rosales, Rosaceae.
AUGGGAUCCUCAAGCACUUAUUCUGUUGUUCUCAACUUGUCAUUCCUUGUGUUCAUCUUUUUUCUGGGUUCUUCAUUUGCUUCUUUUUCGUCGUCGUCGUCGUCGUCGUCAUCCUUGCACCCUUUAGUUUUCAACUCCAAAGUUCAACACCUCAACUACACAGCAAUAUCUGAGUUUAGGGUUGUGAAUAGAAGAUUUCUGGCUGAGUGUCCUCAUCCGAGCCCUUAUCUGCAAAUUAGUAUUAACUCAACUACUUCUGGCCUUGGAGAUGAAGAGUUCUUGAGUGUCAAUGUUAGUGGUGUCCUCAAUCCUUCCAAAGACGAUUGGGUCGCCAUGAUUUCACCUUCUCAUUCUGAUGUCUCAAGCUGUCCUUUAAAUGAGAUUCUCUAUGCACAGACUGGCGAUCUCAGUAAACUUCCUCUUCUCUGCCAUUAUCCUGUUAAGGCAGCAUACAUGAGCAAUGAUCCUGACUAUCUGAGUUGCAAGAAGAAGGAAUGCAAACAGUAUCGGAAUGGUCAAUGCUUGGUGUCCACUUGUGGUGGUGCAUUAUCAUUUCAUGUUAUUAACAUCAGAACGGACAUUGAAUUUGUGUUGUUUUCUGGUGGAUUCGAGGCACCUUGCAUUUUGAAGAGGUCAAGCCCUGUGAGAUUUGCCACUCCAAAUAAGCCAUUAUAUGGACAUCUAUCGAGCAUAGAUUCGACGGGAACAUCGAUACGAUUAACAUGGGUCAGUGGUGAUCAGAAACCUCAGCAAGUACAAUAUGGUGACGGAAAAAAACAGACGUCACAAGUUACUACAUUUUCACAAGAUGACAUGCAAAGUUCAGCUCUACCAAGUCCAGCCAAGGACUUCGGAUGGCAUGACCCAGGCUUCAUUCAUACAGCAGUAAUGACAGGACUUAAGCCUUUAUCUAGUUUCUCUUAUAGAUAUGGAAGUGAUUCAGUUGGUUGGAGCAAUGAAAUCCAAUUCCGGACUCCCCCAGCAGGAGGAUCUGAUGAACUCAAAUUUCUCGCAUUCGGUGACAUGGGAAAGGCUCCUCGUGAUGGUUCGACGGAGCAUUACAUUCAGCCAGGAUCCCUCUCAGUAAUUCAGGCAAUGGCUGACGAAAUAAAUUCAGGGCAUGUAGACUCUAUCUUCCACAUUGGAGACAUUAGCUACGCCACUGGAUUUUUAGUUGAAUGGGAUUUUUUCCUACACCAAAUAAGUCCCGUUGCCUCUCGAGUUUCUUACAUGACAGCUAUUGGAAACCAUGAGAGGGACUAUAUAGACACUGGAUCAGUUUACAUAACCCCAGAUUCAGGUGGAGAAUCUGGUGUUCCUUAUGAGACCUACUUUCCGAUGCCAACCCCGGCAAAGGAUAAGCCAUGGUAUUCCAUAGAACAAGCAAGUGUUCACAUCACGGUGAUAUCCACUGAGCAUGACUGGUCCCAAAAUUCUGAGCAGUAUCAAUGGAUGAGAAGGGACAUGGCCUCUGUUGAUCGAUCCAAAACUCCUUGGUUGAUUUUUAUGGGGCAUAGACCCAUGUAUACCUCCGCAGAAGGACUCCUCAAUGUUGAUCCAAAAUUUGUUUUUGAAGUGGAACCAUUACUGCUUCAAAGCAAAGUUGAUUUGGUCCUAUUUGGUCAUGUCCAUAACUAUGAGCGAACCUGCACGGUUUAUAAGAGUCAAUGCAAGGGAUUGCCUGUUAAAGAUAAAAAUGGGAUCGACACAUACGAUCAUAGCAACUACAGUGCCCCAGUGCAUGCAGUAAUUGGUAUGGCUGGCUUUACCUUGGACAAGUUUCCAACUGGUGUAAAUAAUCCCUGGAGCUUAUCGAGGAUUUCUCAAUUUGGUUAUCUCAGAGGAUAUGCCACAAAGAAGGAGAUGAAAUUAGAGUUCGUGAACGCAGAUACAAGAAAAGUUGAGGACAGGUUCCGCAUAACAAAAACAAGCACAUCUAAUUAGAAACAUUUAAUUUAAAUAUAUAGAUGAGUUACUUCUGUCUGUAAGUAUU